AGCUCGGGACCUGGGUGGGACGGGGCAAGAGUGCUCACGGGCCAUACGGGGAAAAUGACAACCACGCCUUGUGAAGGGAGACUGCAUCUUGCACCGCUCAGUUUCUCCCAUUGCUCAGAGGGGCUGCGUGUGGGUCCAACAACGAUCAGCUGAGGCUCUGCGACUACAGGACCGGUAUCCGGCCACGCAGUGUCGGGUGUCUCGGACCCGCGACUCUGGCUAAGAGCCUCACCUCACCUAGCGCGUUGCGCCCCGCCCCCAGGCGCUUUGCGCUAAGGUGGUUGGCGGGCUUCAGAGUCGCGGGCGUCUUAGCGUAGGCGGUGAUUGGAGGAGCCGAGGUGACAGACGGGCCUCUCAGCCGCUCGGCGGAGGGGUUUGUUAGUUCCGGGUCGAGGCGUCGGUGACCUCCAGAACCCAAACCCUUUUUCCUGAGUUAAUAUGGCUGCGGCCCGGCAGCGGCUGGGACCUCAAUGAGGGAAGGACGCGAGGCUUUUCCGAGGCUGUGCUCGCGAUCCGUCAGCGAUGGCGCUCCGGUCGCGGUUCUGGGAGUGGCUGUCGGUCGGCCGGAACCGCGGUAAUUCCCACUUCUCUCAGAUAACUUCCCAGAGCCUGGACAGGUGUGGGGUCGCAGCCCACUCAACCAGUUCCAAGCCUGCGGUGAAGCCUGGAGCAGACCCUCUGGAAAAUGAAGCCGUUGCGCCAGAGUUCACCAACCGGAACCCGCGCAAUCUGGAGCUCUUAGCUGUGGCCAGGAAAGAGCGGGGUUGGGGGACAGUGUGGCCCUCCCAUGAGUUCUGGCACAGGUUGCGCGUGGUAAAGACUCAGCAUCACGUGGACGCGCUUGUGGAGCAUCGCAGUGGCCAGGUGGUGGUUUCAGCGUCCACUCGGGAAUGGGCCAUUAAAAAGCACCUGUACAGCACCACAAACGUGGUGGCCUGCGAGAGUGUAGGCCGGGUGCUGGCAGAGCGAUGCUUAGAGGCGGGAAUCAACUUCCUGGCCUACCAGCCCACCCCGUGGGAGGCAGCCUCAGACUCGAUGAAGCGACUACAGAGCGCCAUGACAGAAGGUGGUGUGGUGCUGCGGGAGCCCCGGAGGAUCUACGAAUGAGCUAGAAGCGUUGCUCUGAACGAAUGACUAUAAAGCUGUGAGCGGUUCCCUCCUUCAGAAGAGAGCGUCUGGAAGAUCCGGAAGGGCAGCCAGCUUGGGGGUUUUAUACCAUCACCUAACAGUGGACUGAUGCUGCCACUUAGGAAGGUCAUCCCUUCUUCCCCGUGCGUGCGUGCGUGCGUGUGUGUGUGUGUGUGUGUGUGUGUGGUGUGUGUGGUUUAUCAGAGGCUAACGUCUUCUCUUGGCCAGAAGUACGAGAAAAGCUGUUGCCAAUGGUAAUCAACUUUCGAAGGACAAAUGUUUAUAAGUUAAAGAAUAAACGCAUAUUACAAACA
Suricata suricatta (meerkat) is the source of this 1442-nucleotide messenger RNA. It is a transcript of the gene MRPL18, whose product is annotated as mitochondrial ribosomal protein L18. Gene Ontology annotation, biological process: translation. The transcript is spliced from 4 exons. The record is from RefSeq and is a predicted model, not a curated record. Gene Ontology annotation, molecular function: structural constituent of ribosome; 5S rRNA binding. Bases 523 to 1107 code for a protein of 194 amino acids. Gene Ontology annotation, cellular component: mitochondrion; ribosome. Lineage: Eukaryota; Metazoa; Chordata; Mammalia; Carnivora; Herpestidae.